AUGGACUCCCCUCGCAGUCGGGACUCGAGCGAGCCGGCCUUCGACCCUGCGCAUCCUUUCAAGGGCGUCGUCGUCUGCUGCACGAGCAUCCCGCCGGACCAGCGAACGCAAGUAGCCAAAAAAACUGAAGAACUCGGAGGCAUCCACAAGUACGAUCUGACCCCCGACGUGACACAUCUUGUCGUUGGAGACUACGACACACCCAAAUACCGCCAUGUCGCCAAGGAACGAACCGAUAUAAAGGCCAUGGAUGCUAGAUGGAUCGAUGCAAUAGGAGAUCUAUGGAUGAAAGAUGCCGACAUUGACUUUGCGGCCCUCGAACGAGAGUGGCAGCUGAAGCCGCUGGAGACGUGCGGCCAUGUCUCCGACACAACAGAUCCAACUGAAGCUAGGCGCGGGAGCCUGUUGCUUUGUAUGACUGGCUUCGACGAUCCCGACCAACGCACAAACAUCAUCGACAAAAUCAACGCCAACGGCGGCGCUUACACCGGAGAUCUGACGAAACGAGUCUCGCACCUAAUAGUCCGAAAGCCGGAAGGAAAGAAAUACAAGGCCGCCAGAGUAUGGAAUAUUCGUACCGUGUCGCUAGCAUGGCUCGAACAAAGCAUCGAGCGUGGCCUGAUUCUCGACGAGCAGUGUUUCGACCCCGUCCUGCCCGCUGAGGAGCAAGGUCAGGGUGCAUGGAACAGAGUAACGCCAAGGAGCGCAUCCGUGGGGAAGAGAUCGAGAUCCGGUGCCCAGGAGGGUGGCCAGAGAAAGCUCAGGAAAACAGCCAGCAUGAAGCUCGGCAGCCAGCGAGACAUGCUUUGGGGAGAUAUCCUCGGCAACAAGCCGUCCGGCGAGUCCGCCGCGCCAGGAGACUCAACGGACAGAAUUGAGGUUCAAGACUCUGGCAUCCAUGAUCGAAUGGUCCAGCCUAGCCCUGACGCAGGUAUUUUCUCUACAAGCUUUUUCUUCAUGUCUGGGUUCGAGUCGUGGAAAUCCAAGAUUCUGGCCGACACCAUUGUUUCCCUGGGUGGUCAGGUUUGCGACUCCUUUCAAGAACUUUCUACCAAGGGCUACGAGGCAAGGCCGGCCCGCAGGCUCCUGGUUGUCCCGCAAGAAUCUCAGCCUUCAACGCAUCUUCAGGUUCCGCCCAAGCACGUCGACGAGAUACAAAUAGUAACUGAGUUCUUCAUCGAGCGAUGCUUGCAUAACAAAGCUUUCUGCGACCCAGACAGCCACAUCCUGGGUCGCCCGCUACCCGCCUUCCCCAUUCGCGGCUUCAAGGACAUAUCAAUCUGCACAGCGGGGUUCUCUGGUAUCGACCUGCUGCAUGUGGAAAAGGUCGUCAGACAAAUCGGUGCCAGGUUCGCAUCGAGGCUAAACGAUACGACCUCGGUGCUGGUGUGUAGAACGCUCGCGGAAACGAGAAAUGAGAAGCUCAAACUCGCAAUCGACAACGACAUUCCGGUCGUCAGCUCGGAUUGGCUAUGGGACUGCCUGACAACGGGUUACAUCGUGCCUGUCAAGGAUUACAUGUUUCCUGAACUGAACCAGCCAUCCAGUCUCCAGCCCAAGCCAAAGGCCAAAGAGACAACCAGGGAGGAAAUGAAGCAGGCUUUCCAGAGGACACGAUCUGAGCCCAUGUCUCAUGAUUCAAAGAGACCAGCGGCAAGACAUUCCACAGUCGCGGGUGGAAUCGACACCACAGCUUUCCAAGACGAUGAAGGCCGUCGGAAUCCUAUUACCUCAAACUCGAAGGAUACAGCCGCCAGGGAGACUUCAGCAGCGGUUUUCGCGCAACCCGAACGGACACCCGCGAAGACGGAGUCGACCGCAUCUUUCCAAUUCCAGACAGCCAAGACGCAUCUGGCAGACAGCUUUGGUGCGGGAACAGUAGCACCGCCAUUGGCAGACACAACGCCCAGCGGUUUGAAUGGGGAACGACCUGUCAGACAACCUGUGGGACUAGUCAGAACCACGAGCGUGGCCGACAGCCUAGAUGCUACCCCUAUUUCACCGCCUAAGACGCGUGCUCCCAUUGAGCCCCAAGGCCAAUCCGACCCGGCCGCAGAAGAAAGCCAGGCCGUGACAAGAACAAAAGAGGAUGAAGAAGCGGAGCGCAAACGUCAACGGGACGCAGAAAAGGAUGCCGAGAAGGAAGACUUGACUUCCAAAUUGGCCACCUUGAUCGAAUCGAGACCCAGCGGCGAGAAUGGCCCCGACGUAGAAGGCUCAGGCCCGCAGCAGCAGCAGACGAGACGGGCCAAACGAAUUUUCGGGCGCGCGAUAAGCAACGCGUCGGCAGCAUCUAGCGGAAGCGCCGAGUCGCGCAUGGACUCGAUGGGCCGCACGGCGGACGAGAAGCCCCAGCAGGAGAAGGAGCAGGAACCGCCGUCGACGCAGAUACAGUACCAGGACCCCGGCGCCCAGCAGCACCGAGCCAAUCUUAUGAACAAGAUGCUCAGCGUCGGCGGCGAGGGUGCUGGCAAAGCACCCCCCGCGGCGCCUCCCGUCGUUAGCCAGCCCGCCAGGAGAAAGAUAUCUACCGUUGGGGGGUUUGACUUCAGUGAUGAGGCUAGGCCCAAUACCAGGCAAUUACGACGUAAGUAA
Messenger RNA from Colletotrichum orchidophilum, 2595 nucleotides. Its product is annotated as BRCA1 C Terminus domain-containing protein. Gene Ontology annotation, biological process: mitotic G2 DNA damage checkpoint signaling; DNA replication initiation; mitotic DNA replication checkpoint signaling. Bases 1 to 2595 code for a protein of 864 amino acids. NCBI's taxonomy places the organism in Eukaryota, Fungi, Ascomycota, Sordariomycetes, Glomerellales, Glomerellaceae. The transcript is spliced from 3 exons. The record is from RefSeq and is a predicted model, not a curated record.